AUGAUUCCAGUAUAUGCAGCAGCACCAAUUCCAGGCGGCCGUGGACGAGGAGCUCCCCGUAGAGGACCUGUUCAAUGCUGGAAUUGCCAUGAGAUGGGCCACAUUUCACCAAAUUGUCCACAUCCCAAGAAGCAAAUUGGGUACCAGCCCAUAUGUGGAAUCUGUCAGACACAAGGUUUGCACGAGCAGGACAAUUGCCCGCAUAAGCUCAAGCCAAGCAAGGGAAAGGGGGUUGUAGAAAGCAAUGCAAUUUUUGUCCAGCAAGCUACACCAGAAUCUGGAGUUAUGACACAGGCACGGAGGCGUCAACAGAUGGAGAACUCUGUAAUUGAGGAUGCUGAGGAGAAGGAUGACCCAGAGAAAAUUGCAAGAAAGAACCGCAAGGAGAAAAGAGAGAGCAAACAACCCAAAUCAGAUCCACCGGCUACAAAUGACCAAGAUAAACCAGUCCCUGAUUCUGAAAUAACUACCCCAGCUAGGGCUCUUGACAAGGGCCAGGGAGUUGCCAAGGCACUACGUAAAAAGUGGAAACGAGUGCUGAAUCUGGAAACGCAGCCAUACAAUAUUCUUCAAGACUUGGAUAGUCAACGCCCGAACAUCACAUUCGCCCAGCUUUUGCAAUUGGCUCCAGGCAUGAGGAAGGUGUUGGCCGUGGCCAUGAAGGGACAUCGAGAAGUACUGGUUAAUUCAGCUUGGCCCCUUAUCACAGAUCUCAGUUCCCCCUGUAUAGAUGUGGAGACGCAAGGCGAGUUGAUCCAUCGUGCUGUGAUUGAUGGUGGAAGUGGGGUGAAUAUUUUGCCUAAGGAGACCUGGCGAAAGUUCAAUCUUCCAGAACCAGUUCCAGUGCCAUUUAUGGUUAAAAUGGCCGACCAGAGACGUGUCCAGCCAAGAGGAAUCGUGACCAGUGUUCGCACUCAGAUUGCUGGUCUAGUUUUCCACAUCGAUUUCGUGGUUUUGAGGAUGAAGGAGGGCAUGUUGGGCUAUCCACUGCUGCUCGGACGUCCUUGGCUUCUCCAGGCGGCAGCUGUGCAUAAUUGGCGUACAGGAAUUCUUGCCAUUGGCGAUGGCAAUAAUCGUGUUAAAGUCCAAGUUCAUUUUCGCCCUAGGGCACGGCGAGUAUUUGGGGCAGAACAGGAGGAUGAAGACAGCUAUGAUACAUCCAAUUCUAGUAGCCAGACAAGCAGUGAGGACGAUGAGGAGGAUAGCAGCAGCACAGCCAGUUGUGAGGAGCUAGAAAUGGUGGAUGUGGCUGCUAUCACCAAGAAUUCCUGGGGUAAGCCUCUUUCAGCAUGCAACACUGCGGAGCUUGAGAGCUGGCUGUGGGGAAAGGAUGGAGAGUUGCCUUUCGGCAGCGUACAGGUGGUGGAAGAAGAGACUGGUGCCAGACAGUGGCGAGGACGGAGCUCUUUUCCUCGCUACAUCGCUACGGUGCUACACGAGAAGUGGAUGGACGGCAUUUUGAAUCCUGAUGUGUGGAAAAAAUUUUUGAGCGAGGAACUAGUUGCCACUUGCCAGCUCGAAGCUAUUCCAGUGGAGCAGCCAUGUUGGGCUAUGCGAGCAGGGGAGUUGAAGCGGAUAGUAUAUAGAGUUCCAGGUUUGACAAUCAAGAUACCAGAAUUUCCAGUCGACUUGGAUUUUCUGGUGGCACCUUGGAAAAUGGACAACUAUAUCCUGCUGGGACAAGAUUUCUUAAAGGCAGCAAGAGUGUCUCAUCAGUGGAAUGAUCCGCUUCACUUGUGGAUUCCAAAUCCACAUGGCAGUGACAGAGUGCAGAUCGGCAUGGAAGAAGGGGACGAGCCCAGAGAGCAAGUUUUUAUCAUGGUGUUGGAAUCAAGAGCUGAAAAUCAAGCUGUGCCAAUGGCAGUGGCGUUCCAGACAGUGGACAGUUCUGAGGUCUGGAUGGGAGGAACCAAAGCGAUGCAUCUCACAGCAUCUUUGGAGAAUGUGGAACUCACAGCAAUGGUGGAUCCAGGAGCACUUGGCAACUUUUUGACAAAAAAUGGAGCAGCUCGAGCAAGCUUGGCGAUUACAGCUCUUCCUGAGCAUUACAUUGCCGUUUGUGCCGAUGGUGGAGUUUUUCCAGUGCUGGGUCUCGUGAGUUCCAACAUGGUGAUUGGUGAGGGAGACUUUCACGAGGUGCCUUUUUAUGUGAUCGAGGGCACUGUGACCAGCGUACCAAUUACUUUGGGAGCAGCUUGGCUUUUCCAGGUACAGGCUAGUCACAACUAUGUGACUAGUACUCUGGUGGUGGAAGAUGAUAAUCAUCGAUAUCGGACAAUCAUCUUGUCUGAUAUCAGUGCGUUUGAUUAUCACUUUUCUUACAUGCUGAAAGUUGAGAAGGCUUCAAGGUUAAAAAGCAAGGAAGUGACAGCAUGCAAGGAUCGUAGUAUGCUCAAGUCAUCACCAACUCAGCUAAUUCAGAUCAGGAAUGGACCUCAAGAUCUAGCUGGUCAUCAACUUUCCGUGGACGUGGUGCCAACAGCUAAUUUGGAAGCAGGAAAUUAUCCCAGCUAUUUUUUUAAGGAGCAGGUUGCCGAUCUUCCACUCAAGGAGACUUCCGCUUGUUCCCAAGUUGAUUCAGAUUAUUUUGGAAAGGCACCCCAGACACAGGCUGUGUUUAUGGAGCAGGUUGGUGACGAGCGACGUGAGUUACUGGUGGGACACCAACUCACCAAGGAGGAGGUGGAAGCUUAUCGUCAACUAUUUUUGGAGUUUCGAGAUGUGUUCGCAUGGAGCUAUGCUGAACUUGCUGGAGUAGAUCCGGAGCUGGUGCAACACAAGAUUCCCUUGCUUCCAGAUGCGGUGCCACAGCGGCAAAGAGCUUAUAAGAUGAAUCCAAGCUAUGCUAAGGCUGUGCGUGAAGAGCUUCAGAAGCUGUUGGAUGCAGGAUUUAUUGAAGAAGUGGAGGCUACAGAUUGGCUCUCGCCAAUUGUAGUGGUCCGGAAGAAGAAUGGAAAACUUAGAGUGUGCGUGGAUUAUCGCCGCCUUAAUGCUGCAACGAGGCGGGAUGGAUUUCCUCUUCCUUUCACAGAUGUCGUGCUAGAUGGGGUCGCAGGGAAGGAGUUGUACAGCUUUAUGGAUGGUUAUAGUGGAUAUAACCAGAUCCAGGUGGCUCCUGAGGAUCGAGCAAAGACGGCAUUCGUUACAGAGUGGGGUUGCUAUAUUUUUCGUGUUAUGCCAUUCGGUUUGACGAACGCACCAGCUACUUUCCAACGUGUGGUGACUUCAGCAUUCAGAUCUCUUCUUCAUGAGAGUGUGGAAGUCUUCUUGGAUGACUUCUCAACUUUUGGAAGCUGUGGAAAACAUCUGGAGCAACUCCGUGCAGUGUUCCAGCAAUGCCGAAAGUUUGGGUCGUCUCGGCUCGAGGCUUGGAGGUGGAUCUUGCAAAAGUGAACGUAGUGGAAGAGCUUGAGGCACCACAGACCGUGAGGGAGCUACAAGCUUUUCUCGGCCAUGUUGGUUAUCACCGACGCUUUA
Molecule: messenger RNA, 3477 nt
Organism: Selaginella moellendorffii
Lineage: Eukaryota; Viridiplantae; Streptophyta; Lycopodiopsida; Selaginellales; Selaginellaceae
Exons: 2
Coding region: 1-3393 (1130 amino acids)
Molecular function (GO): zinc ion binding; nucleic acid binding
Source: RefSeq, a predicted model, not a curated record